AUGAUAAUUUUUCAAGAGAUAACUCUUUCCUUGUUUAUUUUAUUGAUUUGCGUUGAUUUUGUACGUUCCCAAGCAAGAUGUUCGAAUAAUAAAGCGGGAUAUUAUCCAAAAUGUGAUUGUGAUGGUGAAAAUUAUGGCUAUAAUGGAAUAUCGUGUGUAUUGAUGUGUCCAUCGAUAAGCGAAGGUGUUUAUCCCAAAUGCAAAUGUAGAUAUGGUGCAAAUUACGACAAGUUAACGAAUUCCUGUCCAAAUCCAAAGUGCCCAAAAAAUUCAACGGCCGACUCGGUUUAUCCAAAUUGUAAAUGUACUGGAAACAAUCAAGAGUACAAUGUUUAUCUUAAUGAAUGCAAUCUGGUUUGUCCAGAAGAUAGUAUUGGAUAUUUUCCUGAUUGCAAAUGUAACGAUGAAUUUUUGGGUUUCAACAAAGAUUUAUUCAAGUGCUCUCGAUGCCCCGACAAAAGUACGUAUGACAGCAUUUAUCCGAAUUGUAAGACUGAUACAAUUGUAAAUGCAACAUUUGAUGAAUUGGAUAAUGAAUUCAAAGUAUGUCAUUCUGGAUCAUACGGAAAGUUUCCGGAUUGCACGUGUGAAAAUGGCAAUGAUUACUAUCAAUCGGAAGACUCUUAUUACGGUGGGUUUUAUGGUUGGCAGAAAGCAGGCUGUUUGAAUUGUCCAUAUAAGCUCAAUGGAGACUAUCCAAACUGUGAGUGUCCCACAGGUGAAGUAUUCAACGGUGAAAAAUGUAAAAUUUGCGCUUGGAAUGGUGAAGGAACAUUCCCAAACUGUACGUGUCACGGAGAUGCUGUAUAUGAUGAAAAAGCCGACGAAUGCCGUAUAUGUCCAGAACAGAGUACUGGAAUUUAUCCAAACUGCACCUGUAAAUAUCCUUUGUAUUUCCGGAGAUAUUUGAACCGUUGUGUUGAUUGUGAUGAUGCAACAGGAAUAUAUCCAAACUGCACAUGCACCGGCGAAAAAGCUGGCUUUGACUUAAAAUGGAAACGAUGUUACGAUUGUCCAAAAGAUGCUAUAGGCCAUCAUCCGAAUUGUAAAUGCGAAAAUAAAGAUCAUGUUUAUGACCCUGGUCUAAGAUUUUGCAAUCAUCCGUGUGAAGAUGGUGUAAAUGUGUCUCCAUUUUGUACAUGCCCAACUUAUUAUAAACAUCAUCUGGUGAGAGAAACAGGCAAAUGUGAACCAUAUGCGUACGUGGGUCGACCUUGUCCUCCUUAUGCCAUUGGAAAAGGCCCCAAUUGCCAUUGUUUGCAAACAGGUCACUUCUUUAUUACAUAUGGAUGGGGUUGCUUCACUGAAUAUUCUGUUGGUGGUGUGACAUUUUCGUGCAAAGAUUCAAAUUGUAGCCAGUUACUAUCGUCCGCUGAAAUAGAACCGAAAAGCAUAAUACGCAAUUUUUGAUAGGCAUUGGGCAUCCUUGGCACGAACGUUAAUUUAUCUCCAGUGAUAAUUGUAUUAUGUUAUUAUAGUCGAUAAAGCUACUAAAACUCUAUCCAAUAUUUUUACAUGUU
This is a messenger RNA of Contarinia nasturtii (swede midge), 1520 nucleotides long. RefSeq names its product multiple epidermal growth factor-like domains protein 11. Lineage: Eukaryota; Metazoa; Arthropoda; Insecta; Diptera; Cecidomyiidae. The record is from RefSeq and is a predicted model, not a curated record. Bases 1 to 1410 code for a protein of 469 amino acids. The transcript has 5 exons.